Messenger RNA from Hibiscus syriacus, 1176 nucleotides. Its product is annotated as GDSL esterase/lipase At2g23540-like. Gene Ontology annotation, molecular function: hydrolase activity, acting on ester bonds. Lineage: Eukaryota; Viridiplantae; Streptophyta; Magnoliopsida; Malvales; Malvaceae. The coding region runs from base 40 to 1176 and encodes 378 amino acids. The transcript is spliced from 9 exons. The record is from RefSeq and is a predicted model, not a curated record.
CAUCGACAGUUGCUUCGGAUUAGCUUUGAGUUGAUAACCAUGGCUGGGGCGAAACCUUGGAGCCUUGUUCUGAUUGUUUUGUUCAUGAUGAGUUUGAGCUCUUUGGUUAAUGGUGCCGGUGAUAAUAAUAACAACGAUGAAGGUUUAGGAGCUUCUUUCAUCUUCGGCUAUUCUUUGGUGGAUGCUGGUAACAAUAACUAUCUGCAAACUUUGUCCAAGGCAAAUGUUCCACCGAAUGGGAUCGAUUUUAAAGCAUCCGCCGGCCAGCCUACCAGCCGCUACGCCACUGGCAGAACCAUUGGUGACAUUGUUAGAGAAGAAUUGGGAGUGCCGAAUUAUGCAGUUCCAUAUCUUGCUCCGAACUCUACAGGGAAAGCUAUAGUAAAAGGUGUAAAUUAUGCAUCAGGAGGAGGGAUCAUGAAUUCAACUGGAAGCAUAUUUGUUAAUAGGCUAGGAUUGGAUAUCCAAAUCGACUACUUCAACAACACAAGAAAACUGCUUGAUGAUUUAUUGGGUGCAUCAGAGGCCAAAGACUAUAUUUCCAAGAGAUCCAUCUUGUCAAUCACAAUCGGAUCCAACGAUUUUCUCAACAAUUACCUUCUCCCACUUGUUUCCACUGGGCAUCGGAUUUUCGGAAACCCCGAUGCUUACAUCGAUGGCAUGAUCAAUCACCUACGGAACCAAUUAACCAGACUAUAUCAGCUAAAUGCUCGGAAGUUUAUCGCAGCAAAUGUUGGUCCGGUUGGUUGCAUACCGUAUCAGAAAAUGAUCAACCAAUUUAAGGAAAAUCAGUGUGUUGAUUUGGCAAAUAAGCUAGCAAUGCAAUGCAACCGGCAAUUAAAGAGUUUGCUGUCUGAACUAAACGGGAAGCUGCAAGGAGCCAUAUUUGUUCAUGCCGAUGUGUACGACCUAGUGAUGGAACUCAUCGCAAAAUAUGCACAAUAUGGUUUCACGACAGCAGGCAGAGCUUGCUGCGGAAUUGGAAAUGUAGGCCAAUUUUCGGGGAUAAUUCCAUGUGGACCAACAUCAAGCUUGUGUGACGACCAGGACAAGCAUGUUUUCUGGGAUGCAUACCAUCCGAGCGAGGCAGCCAAUCUUAUAAUCGCCAGGCAACUCGUGUACGGGAGUACCCAAUAUAUUUCACCAGUGAAUCUUAAACAGCUUCGUAAUCUCUAG